Strongylocentrotus purpuratus (purple sea urchin) is the source of this 5310-nucleotide messenger RNA. RefSeq names its product ATP-dependent helicase FUN30-like. Lineage: Eukaryota; Metazoa; Echinodermata; Echinoidea; Camarodonta; Strongylocentrotidae. The coding region runs from base 465 to 1712 and encodes 415 amino acids. The transcript has 6 exons. The record is from RefSeq and is a predicted model, not a curated record.
GUAAAGUUACUCACACUCGGAGUUUAGACCGUAUCUGGAAUUGACGUAUAGGCCUAGUUGGAAUAGUGCAUUAGGAUCAAACCGAACGUAAAAGCUUGGAGAUACCUACACAAGACGGGAAGAAUCUAAUCGAAGGCUCUCGUCUAAUUCUGUCCCUUCAACCGAUGACGGGCUAAGCGAUAAAUAUUUUGGAAUUUUCAGUACGGCUUUGCAGCAGCUUAUGUGGGCUGCAAGAGUGCUUAAAAACCCUCUGAAGAAGACAUCUUACAUGUGCAUACAUGAGCAGGAAUGGACUAAUUUGGAGAUUCGUGCAAUCAGCUCAACUACAGGCUAUCGAUACCUUACAACACCCUGUGUUGGUUACGCAGACGACAUCAUAAUUUCGCGCCAUUGAGUCAUGAAUCUGCAAAUUUGUUGAAACUUUCACAAUUUUUUUAUCUUCGUCCGUCGAGUUAAAAUCAGCCAUGGAUAUGGGCAAAGAGCUGGAAACAGAGACCUAUCGAGAAGGAUAUCUCCAAAGGAAAAAGGGGGUUGGUAAGAGUGUAAAGAAGCGAUGGUUUUGUCUGAACCAAGAUGCUUUCAUCACAUUUAAAUCAGAAGAUGAUUCCAAAAAGAGUGAUCAGGAAUGUCUGGAUGUGCUCCCGCUCGUGGAUGUGCAGACGGUGAAGAAACAGAACACCAAAAAUUACAAGUAUUACCCCUUCGAGGUCAUCACCUUGCAGAAGACACUAAUAUUCUUAACUGACAGUGCAUACGAACAGGACCAGUGGGUGAAAGCAUUCCAUAAUGCCAUGAAACUCCGAAGUUUCAACCGACAGAAGUCUGACGUCACAUCCAAAUAUUCAAAUGGCAAAGACAGAAGAAGCAGUACCGGUGCGAGAAAGCUUUCUCAUAUAAAGAAGUACAUGCAAGAUAACAUCCGACCCGGCCAGCAGCGAAAAUCAUCUGGUGUGGAGUGCGACCUCGGCGAAACACCCGACUACCAAGGUAUCCCCAUCGGGCCCAUGGACGUCGAACAUGAUGACGUGUUCGAAUCCAAUAAAUCAAAAUCCUCGUCGACGACGAAGAGCCCACAGACUGUGCAAUACGUCGCCCUGCAUGGAGACAAGGUCGACGGCGGUGGUAUGAGUAACAGCGGCAAGAGUCGGGCAAGCGAUGACAGCGGACAGGGAUCACACGAAGUCCGUAAUUUGGACUCGACGUCGAGCGCGAAUACGGCGUCGUCUGAUGGCGACGUCGAGAGCGUGCCGUUAACGCCUCCACCCGUACCAGCGCCGGCAUCAUCCGGGUUAAGUCGAUCGAAGAAACAACGCGUGUUCGAGGACGAGCAGAUUUACGACGAACCUCCGCGCAUCGACGAGGAUAUUUACGAUGUUCCUCCUCGUGAAAAUGAAAGUGAGGAUGAACUCGAGAAUGAAGAGCAGGAGAAUGAUGAAAUGGAGGAAGAGGAGCGACUGGAAGAUGACAAAGAAUAUCAUUCAUCAGGGUUGAUCAAAUCAUCAGCUAUGAUCAAUCUACAGAAGAUCCUCCUCGAAGACAGCGAAGACGACGAUGACGAUGAUAUAGACGACAACGGCGAAGAAAGCGAAUACGAAAACGUUACCGGCCAAAACGACGAAGAUAGUUUAGAAACUGCAUUAACCGAAAAAGGUGUCGAAAAAUCAGCAGUAGAUCAAUUAAAAGAUUUGUUAGAGAGUUUUGAUGAUCUCUAACAAGAGCUGGGACUAGGACUUUGGAAUAAUUUGAUUGGAAAGCGAACACAAGAAAUAAGGUUGUGACAAGUGUGAUCACACGAACGGACUAGUGAUAAAUUGUUUGUAUUGUAAAUACUUAUGAAUGAAGGUGACGAACGAUCCAAAUAUUGAUGUUUGUAAUUAUGAGUUUCAUUUAGCUUGACAUGGCCACGAGGAGGAUCCAUGUGUAGGCCUACGAGGCGAGGUGGGAAAGGGAGGGGGGCUGCAGACGCCUGACGCUUUUUACAGGCAACCAUCACCUCAUUUUCAGGCAGUAUGGUGUCCGAAUUUGUUUAUCUUGAUCCUGUGUAUUUAGAUGACGAAGAAACAUUUUACCAUGUUAUCAUAAUAGAGGUUUUCUUUUUUUCUCAAUUGCUAGCAGAAUUUUGGAACAAGAUGGUUGAUAUUCGGAUAAGAAUCAUCAGCCCCCACGCCUUCCCCCUCUUGAGAAAAUGUGCCAGUACACCAUGGGUACAAACCAGAAAUCGCGAUGUGGAUUUAGUUAAUGCUGAUUUCAGAGACUUGCAAACAAUACCAAAUGCUCAUGAAAAUGCGACCAUGAUAUGUACUUAAAGAUUUAAACUGGGGGGGGGGGGGGUCAAGAGGUCAGGAAUUGCCAAUUUUUAUUUUUUAUUUUUUUCAAUUUUUACUACUUUCCUAGAUUUAAAGUGAAGCAAAAACGAACGCAAAGAAUUUCAAAAUCAAACUAAAGCAAUUUCAAUAUACAUGUAAUGAUCAUAGUCCGAACAAGAUUUCUAAAGGCAAUACAAUGUAAUUUUGAAUAUUUUGUUGAGUUUGUGAAAGUCUGUGCGUUCAUGUUAGAUAUUAAGGAGUAAAGACGAGGAAUCGACCGGAGUCUCAUGGGUUGACCACGUGAUCACCAACACUUGGACACCGGUGGCUAAAGAGCCUGAAGAGGCUAUAACUAUUAAGAUAUGGUGUCGUAUGAUAACAAUUCCCCAGAAGCCAUUCAAACAAUCGAAAUAGAAACUGCACACGUAGUUGUUCUAUAGUGGUACCGAUACUAGCCAUUGAAAGCCUGUGAAUGAGUCCUUCAAUACCUUCUGAAGUUCAAGUUUCGGUGAUGUUAUUUUGAGAAUGUUUGUUGUCAAAUCAAGCAGAUGCUUGAAACAUGAAGUUUCGUUGAGAUGAUCGAUGGCUACUUUUAAUUACCAAGUGGUUUCAGCUACGGAAGGGCACUAAUCCCCGCACUAAUUCGCUUCAGCAUUAGCAUAUGACGCAAAACUGACCUUACUCAUUUCAAAGGUAGUAAAAUAAUACACACACAAAAUACUUCUUCCGCAGAACAAUUGAACUUGGAGAUGUUUAUAUACAGUUUUAUCAUUUACCGUAUUCUGAACGAAAUAAAAUAAAGAAAAGGGUAUAUUCAAUUGGUAUUUCAUGUAAAUGGCAAUAACAACGAUCGCUAAGACUUUCGAGAAAUCCACUCAGACAAGAGCAAUACCGUAUUGUAUAUCCCAUGGAUAUCAUGACCAGAUUACGAUUUACGACAUUUUAAUGUUGAACAUUUCAAUAGAUGAUGAAAAAGGCUAUCGAAAUUGACAUGGGUUGACUGUUCGAUACUCUUUGCAAUGGUAAUAUCAUGCUUAUGAUUUAGGAAGACUUGUUUGAAUUUAUUUUCAUCAUUGUUUAUUAAUGAAUUCAAUACAUUGUACAAGAAGGGGAUAAUUUGUUUUUGUUUGCGUGUGCAGUGAUGGGAUGCACGCCUCCAACGAAGCUCAUAUUGUACGUUUUCUAAAAUGAUGCUGUCAUUCCUAAAAAAUAGUUUUGAUUUACUUCUAUAUCAUGUACAUUGUAUAUAUUGAACUAUUUUCCGAUCUUAAUGUUAGAUCAGAAUUUCAGAGCAUCUUGUACAUUUGUAUCUUACGUACCAAAUGCUGCCAGUGCCAUUAUGUUUUAUCAUAUUGGAGUACGCCAACAAUCAAUUGUUACUAUAUAAAGGGAAAUACUGAUCUCGGUCUACUUUCUGUUUGUUUUGAUGACUAAAAACAAAGAGGGAAAACAUGCGCAGUUUGUUUCUAUCUAUACAUCAUACUGCGCAUAGUUCAUGAGUUUUAUCUUCCAUUUGAAGCACAAAAUGACAGCUACUGUAAUUCAAUCAAUAAAUGUAAAUGCAUGAAUAUCCCCAAGGGCGUUUCCAUGGAUAUAGCUCUCUCCUAAAAAUCACGAGUAGUCAUUCCCUUUUCAAUCGCCAUACGAAAACCGCAAUCAUGGUCUCUCGUAAGCUAUGUUUAUUUUAGCGAUAGCUUUGAUAUAUUAUUUCCUAUAAAAAUGGCCUCAAUAUCAUGUUGGAUGGGAUGAGUUAUGAGAUAAAUAUAUUGGAUGAAUCAUUCACCAAGCCCCCAUAAACGAAGCCAUCUGUGAUAGUAUAUUGAGCAAGGUUUAGUCGAAAAGUAAAAUCAGAAUCUCCUAAUAAGUAAAAGCAUACGUGGAACUAAUUAAAUACUGAAAUGAAAUUAUAAUCGAUAAUUUUCUCAAACUAUUAGGCCAAAUAAAAUUAUUUCGGUUUCUCCUGCUCCGUCCAUUUUUCAGCCAGCCCCAGUAUUGUUAUUUGAUAUUUUUGUUCGGAAAUGAAACGAAUAAGAAACUGAGAAAAUCUAGAUAUUAAGGUCGACACAAAACAUCAAUGUAACACAAUUCCACCUGUUUUUGUUUAGCUCUGAAGUGCAUGUAAAAAUGAAAUAAUUGAAUAAGUUACGUUUUUAUUUCAACUGAUGUAUCAAUAGCAUUUUCAUGUACAAGAAAACUAUACCAAAUAAUAAAUUGAAUAACGGGAAACUCCCUCCUCAACAAAAAUAAUCAGGAUUUACUUGAAAGAUAAUUCUUUAUUGAUGCUAGUCCACACUUUCUAUAAUUAAGUAAGCCAUACCUAUGCAAUCAAUAUAUAAAAUUAAUUCACAUCAGUCAUGACGUAAGCAUUAAAGUCAAGUAGUGGCUUAAUUCGUAUUCGUUCUGAAACUAAGGGGACUUUGUCAUAAGAACAAGAGUUUUAUGAUUUUUUCUUCUCCAGGAUAUAAUAAUUGUGAAUGUAUCACAACCCCUAUAUUGAUAUCAGUGGCCGUAUAUAAUUUGAUUACAGGUAAGGAAAAAAAAAAAACCUUUUCGGAAGUCCAUCAGGUAAGACCAGAAGCCAUAAGUCACCGUGACAAAAUGGUUGGUAUUCUUGAAUGUUUUAAGCAUCCCUUUCAAAAACAAUUACGUUCAAAUUGAUUCUGAGAAUCCAAUUUCAAACCCUUCUAAAAAUAAAUAACUACUUCAACAACCUCGUCUAGUAAGGAAAUAAAUCAUGAGUAAAUAAUACCGCAAGCAAAUACAAUGUGGUUGUGGUAAUAUCACCGGAUUGUGCUUUAUUGCUUAUGAGUUCUUACCAUGCAUUGAAAAGUUUGUAUUAUAUAGAUUAUGUGUAUAUGUAUAUGCAUGUGUUAUACGUUGUAUAUUCCCAAAUGCAUGCAUGUACAUGAAACUGUGUGUAUAUUUCAUGUUAUUCAAUUUAUAUUUUGAUUCUAAAGAUUCGUGUCAAAAAAUGAGCAAUAAAGAACUUUAUCUCAAAUAAUAA